CUCAUUGCUGACUUAUGUACGCUACCUCUUUAUUUUCUCCCCGUUGUUUACAGAACACCCGUGUAGCUCAUCUCCUCUUCUCUUUCUUGAAAAGACACGGCAGCAGCGGUCACCAUGUCAUCCAAAUACGUCAAGAGGGUCACCCUCUUCAAGGUGCCCAAGGAGGAAGACAUUGAUGCCAUUCUCGCAGAGUACCAGGUCAUGCGAAGCACCGCACAGAAGGAUGGACAACCGUACAUCGUCUCCAACGAGGCCAAUCGGGUAAUCAACUCGUCGGAAGAGCGAAGUCAGGGGUACACCGUGAUUGCAGUCACGACCUUCAGGUCACGGGAAGACGUCGACUACUACGACAAAGGGUGCGCCGCGCACAAGAAGCUGAGGGAGUUCAUCACCCCCAGACGGACCGGGUUUGCUACGAUGCACUACGAGAGCGAUCUUGGAUCUUGAAGGUCGCCCAAAGGUCGAGUAAAAUAUAUCCAGGGCACAAUACAACGAGAUUUAUUCUUCGACUUCCCUCGUCUAUAUUACCGU
This is a messenger RNA of Cladophialophora immunda, 531 nucleotides long. RefSeq lists its product as uncharacterized. The transcript has 2 exons. Lineage: Eukaryota; Fungi; Ascomycota; Eurotiomycetes; Chaetothyriales; Herpotrichiellaceae. The coding region runs from base 115 to 447 and encodes 110 amino acids. The record is from RefSeq and is a predicted model, not a curated record.